Messenger RNA from Aspergillus nidulans FGSC A4, 1166 nucleotides. RefSeq names its product endosulfine family protein. Lineage: Eukaryota; Fungi; Ascomycota; Eurotiomycetes; Eurotiales; Aspergillaceae. Bases 1 to 501 code for a protein of 166 amino acids. The transcript has 3 exons. The record is from RefSeq and is a predicted model, not a curated record.
AUGAACCCCCAUCAGCAGAACAAGAUCGAUACCAGCAAACUGAGUCCCGAUGAGCAGCGUCUGCUUCGUCUCUAUGGCAAGAUGCCUAACAAGAAAGAUCUGCUCCAGAACAAGCUCAAGGAGCGGAAAUAUUUUGAUUCAGGCGACUAUGCUCUCAGCAAAGCCGGAAAAGCCUCAGAUGUCGGUGUGACCAACAUCGGCUCACAACACCCAGUUCCCGAGAACAUUCCUCAUUUGACAGCUACCUCGCCUGGUGCGAACGCUGCGGGCAAUGGGGGAAGCAUCAGCGCUCAGGGUGGACAGCAUAUUCCUGGGAGCAUCAGCAGCCAUCCGGGGUCUGUUGGAUUCCAAAGCCGCAGCCCCGUCAAGGAGGGCAGCUUCCUUCAUCGCGGAAGAAGUGUGGAUGAAUCUGACAACGUGCCCCACACAGCGGACAAUAAGGGCUCGGAUGAAGCUGUAAGCCCACCCCCUGCUACUGAAGGCGUCCCAAUCCGGCGAUGAUUGAGCACAAAAGACGAUCGUUUUUCAUGAUCCUAUCUUCAUCCACGCUCCCUCCCUUAUCAUAACAGUUAAGUUAGUACAAAAAGAGCCUGGCGCCUUGGUUUUCUUCUCUUCUUUUGUGUAAUAAUGUUGGUUUCGGCUUCGGAACAUGUUCACAGUUGAGGGGUCAGAAAAAGCAAAUUGACUGUGCGGGGUAUUCGAAAGCCCUUGGUCACCUGAACACCUACAGCAUAGGGAGUACUUUGCUUCGCCUUGUUUCCUUUUGCUGGAGAAAGGAAGAGACUGCUGGCUUACGGACGGCUGUCUCCCCAUACAAUCCUGUUAGCUGGGCUCAUGCAGGGUCUGCGUUUGUUUCGAUUCGGCGCUUGCUUGGUCAUGAUAUUAUUAUUCCCUCUGCCAUUAUUCCUCUUCUUUGUUUAUAUCCACAAAACGUUACCUUAUUGCUUGCUUCGCUGUUACCAUUUAUCUUCGUCUUACAUAUCUUGAAUGAUUCUUUGAGACAGUUUUGGUUGGCCUCGCGAAUUUGAUGUUUGCCAUGAGGCGCUGGGCUGUAUUUAGUACAGAUUGUUGAUAUCCUGGGGGUACUUCAAUCAUUAUCUACCGAUUUACAGGCUGCCGGAAAGCUAGUUACGGCGAAGUGCUAGCAGGCCCUUAAGUGAAUCUUA